UGGACUAAAUCUUGCACGGUCUAAUCGUUUGGCCCAUUAACCCACUCACAUUUCAAUUAAGUUCCGACUAGCCGUCGCCGUCGCCGUCGCCGGAGAUCGACCCUGAAGAGAUAAUGAAGUUCACUGACUCGCCAGUGAUCGACCUUAAAAUCCUCGAUUCUCAUCUAGCUUUCCAUCAAGACAAUGGAUCUAUGCAUGUCGGCACCAGUGUAUGGCCCUGUUCACUAGUCCUUGUCAAGUUCGCUGAACGGUGGCAUCCUCAAACAUGCGCCGUUACCCCAAAUCCCUAUGCCGAAAUCCUCAACUUUCAGAACAUGCGCGGCGUCGAGCUCGGAGCCGGCUGUGGAGUAGCAGCCAUGGGGCUUUUCUUAUUAGGUCUAAACAACGUCGUUAUCACUGAUAUUGCUCCGGUUAUGCCAGCCCUGAAGCACAAUCUGAAGCGAAACAAGCCUGUUUUGAAGAAGAGUUUGAAGACGGCUCAGUUGAAUUGGUCCAAUCAGGAUCAGAUAAAAUCACUCGGCCCGCCGUUUGAUGUCGUCAUCGCCGCCGAUGUGGUGUACUUGGAGGAGACGGUUGGUCCGUUGCUGUCUGCUAUGGAUGCUUUGGUGGGAGAAAACGGUGUCGUUUUGUUGGGAUACCAGCUGAGAUCUCCUGAGGCGCAUGAGAAGUUCUGGGAGCUUUGUGGAGAGAUGUUUGAUGUCGAAAAGGUUCCACAUGAGCAUUUACAUCCAGAAUACGCCUAUGAGGAGACUGACGUUUAUAUUUUCAGGAAGAAGAAGAAACUAUAGGACCCCCUCCUUCGAAAUUUUGUAAUCUUAACAGAAAGGAUCGUCUAUCUAGUGUCCCAACUGCAGAACACUGGGCAGGAAGAUCGUCUCAGUCAUCACUGCAUGCAUAUCAUUAUAGUCGAAGACCUACAUUUAUAUAUAUGUAUUCUGAGAGAUGGCUAUUCUGCUGCGACAAUAAUUGGAUAGCUAUGGUUAUACCAGGCUUAACGAUAUCUUGAUGCCAAAGGAUACCAAGUACAAUCAUCAACUUUGUAAUAUUUCACUCUUGUGAUGAAAAUGCAUGUCCCAGAGCUCAGGUUUAUACACUAUAUCAACAGAAUUGUUCCUAUGUG
This is a messenger RNA of Solanum pennellii, 1120 nucleotides long. RefSeq names its product protein-lysine methyltransferase METTL21E. The coding region runs from base 114 to 788 and encodes 224 amino acids. Lineage: Eukaryota; Viridiplantae; Streptophyta; Magnoliopsida; Solanales; Solanaceae. The transcript has 2 exons. The record is from RefSeq and is a predicted model, not a curated record.